CCAAAUGGAUUCUAAGGGUUUUUUUUUUUUGUAUAAAGUUUCUGUGCAAUUUCUUCGGAUUUCUUUCUUCUUUUUUUUUUCUGCUUAGUAUUGAUGCCCGGGAACUGCGCUUCUCUCGUUCAAUGAUCUUUGCCAUCGAAGAGAUAAAUAAUCGCAUGGAUCUGCUGCCAGGCAUCAAACUCGGAUAUCAGAUCUACGAUUCAUGUGCGUCCGUGCCCGUCGCCGUCCACGUGGCGUUCCAGCUGUCAAACGGCCAGGACCCCGUGUUUUACAAAGGCUCCAACUGUUCUCGGUCCGGCAUGGUGAUGGCUGCCAUUGGUGAAUCUGGAUCUACACCAUCCAUCAGCAUGUCACGCAUCAUGGGCUCUUUUAACAUCCCUCAAGUGAGCCACUACGCCACUUGUGCUUGUCUGUCAGAUAAGCAACACUACCCAAAUUUCUUCAGAACGAUUCCCAGUGACCAGUUCCAAGCUGACGCCCUGGCCAAGCUGGUGAAACACUUUGGUUGGACUUGGAUAGGAGCUGUCCACUCGGACUCGGAUUAUGGGAAUAGCGGCAUGGCGUCUUUUCUUGAAGCGGCUCUCAGAGAGGGGAUCUGUGUGGAGUACUCUGAAUCUUUCUUUAGAACUGACCCAGGCAGCAAGAUUCAAAGAGUCGCUGACGCCAUCCGCAGGUCAACAGCCAUGGUUGUUGUGGCAUUUAUUGCCUCUGGAGACAUGAGGGUCCUGCUGGAGGAGCUGGAUCGUGCUCCUCCACCACCUCGCCAGUGGAUUGGCAGUGAGUCCUGGGUGACCGACACUUUCAUGGUCAGAUACAGUUUCUGUGCGGGGGCCAUUGGAGUUGCUAUUCCGCAGUCUGUCAUCCCAGGCCUGAGAGAUUUCCUCCUGGGUCUCUCUCCCUCUGAAGCGGCUGCCUCCCCACUGCUUACUGAGUUCUGGGAGGAUGCAUUCAACUGCAGCCUGACAAAAAGUCCUGCUGCAAACAACGGCGAGUGUGACGGAACGGAAGACCUGAAAAGGCUGGAGAACCCGUACACCAAAACAUCUCAGCUGAGAGUGACUAACAUGGUGUACAAGGCCGCUUAUGCCGUAGCGCAUGCUUUUCACAAUGCACUGUGUCGGAAAAUAAACUCCACCAUUCAGUGUGACAAAUUCAUCAAACUGAAUGCAAAUCAGAUUUUUUCUGAAAUAAAGAAAGUCAAUUUUUCUCAAAAUGGUUACCAUGUCUCGUUUGAUGCUAAUGGGGAUCCCAUAGCUGCGUAUGAGGUGGUCAACUGGCAAACAACUGAGAGUGGAGGCACUGAGGUAGUGACUGUGGGUUAUUAUGAUGCGUCAUUGCCAGGAGGACAGCAGGUCCAGAUCAAUAGGAACAUAACGUGGAUGGAGGGAGGAUCACAAGUUCCAGUGUCAGUUUGCUCAGAGAGUUGUCCUCCAGGAACUCGUAAAGUGUUGCAGAAAGGAAAACCAAUCUGCUGCUAUGACUGUAUACCAUGUCCUGAAGGAGAGAUCAGUAAUAUGACAGACUCGCCUGAUUGCUUCCCAUGCCCCAGAGAGUUCUGGCCAAAUGCAAACAGAGAUGCUUGCAUCCCCAAACCUGUGGAGUUUCUUUCCUUCGAUGAAGUCCUGUCAAUCAUCCUGGCUGCAUUCUCAAUGAGUGGAGUCUUUCUGGCCAUCAUCACAGCAGUGAUUUUCUUCCAUCACAGAACAACUCCAAUUGUCAGAGCCAACAAUUCUGAGCUGAGUUUCCUACUUCUUUUUGCUUUGACUCUGUGUUUCUUAUGUUCAUUAACUUUCAUUGGAGCCCCCUCUGAGUGGUCCUGCAUGCUGCGGCACACAGCGUUUGGCAUCACAUUUGUUCUCUGUAUCUCCUGUGUUCUUGGGAAAACUAUAGUGGUUCUAAUGGCCUUUAAAGCUACACUUCCUGGUAGUAAUGCAAUGAAAUGGUUUGGACCUCUACAACAAAGAAUGACUGUCAUGUCUUUUACAUUUAUUCAGGUUAUAAUAUGUAUCAUUUGGUUGGUUGUGAGUCCUCCCUUCCCAGUGAAAAAUCUGACCACCUACAAGGAGAAGAUCAUCCUGGAAUGUGCGUUAGGCUCUGCUGUUGGUUUCUGGGCUGUGCUCGGCUACAUCGGCCUGCUGGCUGUGUUUUGCUUUGUGUUAGCUGUUCUAGCUCGGAAACUACCUGAUAAUUUCAACGAAGCCAAGAUGAUAACCUUCAGCAUGUUGAUAUUCUGUGCAGUCUGGAUCACCUUCAUCCCAGCUUAUGUCAGCUCUCCUGGAAAAUUUACUGUGGCUGUGGAGAUAUUUGCUAUUCUGGCCUCCAGUUUUGGACUGAUACUGUGUAUAUUUGCUCCAAAGUGUUUCAUUAUUUUGUGUCAGCCAGAGAAGAACACUAGGAAAUAUUUGAUGACUAAAAAAUAA
Xiphophorus maculatus (southern platyfish) is the source of this 2420-nucleotide messenger RNA. RefSeq names its product extracellular calcium-sensing receptor-like. Lineage: Eukaryota; Metazoa; Chordata; Actinopteri; Cyprinodontiformes; Poeciliidae. The transcript has 7 exons. Gene Ontology annotation, biological process: G protein-coupled receptor signaling pathway. The record is from RefSeq and is a predicted model, not a curated record. Gene Ontology annotation, cellular component: membrane. Gene Ontology annotation, molecular function: G protein-coupled receptor activity. Bases 123 to 2420 code for a protein of 765 amino acids.